Ogataea angusta is the source of this 552-nucleotide messenger RNA. RefSeq lists its product as uncharacterized. NCBI's taxonomy places the organism in Eukaryota, Fungi, Ascomycota, Pichiomycetes, Pichiales, Pichiaceae. The coding region runs from base 1 to 552 and encodes 183 amino acids. The transcript has a single exon. The record is from RefSeq and is a predicted model, not a curated record.
AUGCUCCAGCGCGUGCUGUCUCCCCGCCAAGCACGCUGCGCCCCACAAAAAAACUAUCGGUCCCAAAUAAUCCUUUCUCAUGGACGACCUCAAAUUCCGCACAAAAACAAUCAAUUGGCGCGACUGGCUGGGCCAGUACCACAUGAACAACGUCCUCAUGCAGAACCAGAACGGGCCGUGCUUCGUGAUCUCCCUUGUCAACACCCUGAUCUUGUCCAGCGAGAUAUCCUCCGAGGAGUGGAGCACGGUGGGCAAAAAGGGGUCCCGCACAUCGAUGAAGACCGGAAACAGCAUCCCGCCAAGCAUGCUGAUCUCGCUCAAGAAGAUGCUGCUGUCCAGAGAAGUCAGUCUGAGCGCGCUGCUCAACGAGCUGACCCAUCUGAUGCUCACGCUCAACGAGACAAGAGGCGACGCCGCGGACAUCGGGGCCAUUCUGAACGUGCUGCCGCAGCUCGGCACGGGCCUCAACGUGAACCUCAAGCUCGACAACGCCGUCGUGGCCGACUUCGAGGACCAGACAGCCAGCAUCCUGCAGCUGCUGGACCUCUUUGA